CCCUUUCCGGCGGCCAUGGCCGGGCGCUUCGACCUCCAGGGCAGGCACGGCAAGUCCCGCGUCCGCGUCUCGCGCGUGUGGCGCCGCCCCGCCGCCGACGGGGGCCACCUCUUCGUCGAGUGGAGCGUCGCCGUCAGCCUCGUCUCCGACUGCCUCCCCUCCUACACCUCCCACGACAACUCCGCCAUCGUCGCCACCGACUCCAUCAAGAACACCGUGUAUGUGAAGGCCAAGGAGUGCACGGAGGUGGUGUCCAUGGAGGAAUUCGCCGUCAUCCUCGGAAGGCAUUUCACUUCCCUGUACCCACAGGUCUCGGAGGCGACAGUGACAGUCGUUGAGCGCCCAUGGGAGCGCGUGGUCGUCGACGGGAAACCUCAUUCACAUGGAUUCAAACUUGGUUCUGAAAAGCACAGCACAGAGGUCAUUGUGAAGAAGUCUGGAGGCCUGCUUAUAGACUCUGGGAUACAAGGGUACUCUCUGCUAAAGACAACUCAGUCUGGAUUUGAAGGAUUUGUUAGGGACCGCUACACGCUUCUUCCUGAAACAAGAGAGAGAAUUGUGGCAACAGAAGUAACUGCUUGGUGGAGAUAUCCAUUCGAGCAUGUUUCCCAGCUUCCAUCCAAGCCGUUUUGCUUCACGCAAAGAUACCAGGAUCUAAAGAAAGUUCUGGCAGACACAUUCUUUGGUCCUCCUGAUGUUGGAGUAUAUAGUCCGUCAGUGCAGAAUACAUUAUACCUCAUGGGCAGAGAAGUUCUUACCAGGUUCCCAGACAUAGCAUCGAUUCAGCUUCGGAUGCCAAACCUCCACUUUCUUCCUGUGAAUCUAUCAGGGAAAGAAAAUCCAGGAUUAGUGAAGUUUGCUGAUGAUGUGUACAUGCCGACCGAUGAACCACAUGGAACCAUUGAAGCAACGUUGACCCGUGCCAACUCAAAGCUGUGAUUUCUUUGCUCCUCUCGUUUGCGAGGAAAAGCAGCAAUUUCAACCAAGGCCGGUAGCCAGGUUUAUGAUUUGGUUUGGUUUCUACAAGAUGAAAAUCACCAAUAAACAAAGUGACACGAAGGAAAAGAGCAAGCACAAACCCUUGCGAAAGGGAAAAUGGUGUAAACUUUGCAAACGACUUGUACAUGGCCAGCUAGAGCUUCCACCAUUGUAAAUUAUGUACACUGUUGGUAAAAAUACUCUGAAAUAAACGUUGUGCCUCAUCAA
Lolium rigidum is the source of this 1206-nucleotide messenger RNA. Its product is annotated as uricase-like. The record is from RefSeq and is a predicted model, not a curated record. Gene Ontology annotation, biological process: purine nucleobase catabolic process; urate catabolic process. Gene Ontology annotation, cellular component: peroxisome. The transcript has 8 exons. Bases 16 to 939 code for a protein of 307 amino acids. Gene Ontology annotation, molecular function: urate oxidase activity. NCBI's taxonomy places the organism in Eukaryota, Viridiplantae, Streptophyta, Magnoliopsida, Poales, Poaceae.